This is a messenger RNA of Fulvia fulva, 1662 nucleotides long. RefSeq lists its product as uncharacterized. NCBI's taxonomy places the organism in Eukaryota, Fungi, Ascomycota, Dothideomycetes, Mycosphaerellales, Mycosphaerellaceae. Gene Ontology annotation, molecular function: aspartic-type endopeptidase activity. Gene Ontology annotation, biological process: proteolysis. Gene Ontology annotation, cellular component: fungal-type vacuole. The transcript has 2 exons. The record is from RefSeq and is a predicted model, not a curated record. Bases 1 to 1662 code for a protein of 553 amino acids.
AUGGCGAUCAGCGUCGCACCCAGUCAAUACUGGGAGGGGAACGAUGGUCCUUGGUCAACUUUCGCACUUCAGAUAGGCAGUCCACCGCAGACAGUCCGAGUCCUGCCAUCGACCUCACAAUCCUCAAUAUGGGUGGUCCUCCCAGAGGGCUGCGCUGCCGAAGGCGACCCAACCGAUUGCGCUGAUCGACGAGGACUUCUCUUUGCAACAAAUGGCUCGACAAGUUUCGACAGAGUCGGCGACGAAUACUUCGAGCUGCCAUACUACGAGCCGGAGCGCGACCUGGGCUAUACUGGGAACUCGCUUGUGGGCAGAGAUAUAGCAAUCCUGGGCUGGGAUGGCAGCACGGCGCCGUUACUGCAAGAUCAGAUAAUCACUGGCUUCGCAGCGAAACAGCCGUUUCUGGGAGUGCUGGGCCUGACCCCCAGGCCAGUGAAUAUAACUAGCUUCGUGGACCAACGUCCGAGUCCGCUGGGUACUUUGCUUGCCGAUGAGAAAGUGAAGAGCUCGUACUGGGCAUACUCCGCAGGAGCUAGAUAUAGACAACCGGAAACGCAUGCCAGCUUGACGUUUGGCGGAUAUGAUGCGCUGAGAGGGAACGUUAAGCAUGUUUUGACAGCGCCGACGGGUAUUGAGACAGGCCGUGACCUCCAGCUUGCGAUAAGAAGCAUCGCCAUCGACGAUGACGCCGGAAGGCACAGCGCGGCGGGCUUGCCGAUGUACACGAUCAUCGACUCGACCAUACCAGAAAUAUGGCUGCCGAUAGAUGCCUGUGCGGCGUUUGAGCAUGCUUUCGGUCUGACCUGGAACGAGACUGUGAGCAUGUACUUGGUGAACGACACCCAUCAUGACACGCUCACUGCCCAAAACGCCAGCAUUACUUUCACAGUGAGUGAUAGCACUGAUGCAUCGACAUCGUCGCUCAACAUCACGUUUCCAUAUGCUGCGUUCGACAUGGAAGCAUCAUUCCCACUCGCUGGUAUCACAGACAACAGCAGUUUGCGAUACUUCCCACUGAAGCAGGCGCAGAACGAGUCCCAGUAUGUGCUCGGGAGAACGUUCUUGCAAGAGGCAUAUCUCGCUGUGGACUACGACAAGUCGCAGUUCCAUCUCUCGAAAGCCACAUUUCCAAGCGAUGCCGCGACCACGGACAUCAUUGUGGCUGGUUCAGAGGAAGAGUCUGGUCUGAGUACUGGCGCAAUUGUGGGAGUCGUGAUCGGUGCAGUGGCGGCGGUGGCGUUCAUGAUAGCCUUUGGCUGGUGGUUCCGCAGACGCAGAAGAGCAGCGAAGCGCUGGUCUCAACCCACUGAGGACAAGGUGGAUGGCUACGAGCAUUUGCAGCAAGACGACGAGCAUUUGAGCCAGCUGCCGAGUCCAGAGCUUGAGGCCGGCAGUGUGGUGCAUACGAAGGCGCAUCCAUCGAGCCAAGAGCUUGAUGGCCAGAUCGCGAAUAGGCUGAAAGCUGAUCGCAGUGAUCUGAAGACCCAGGAGCUUGAUGGAGAGAUGAUGGUCCAUGAAGCACCAAGCGGCAAGCAAGAUACCGCUGAAGUCCAGGGUAGUCCGAUGGUGCAUGAAGCUCCAGUUCGGGAGCGUCCAGCAGAGCUUUGGACGCCUCCUUUGACAGAAGCGAAGAACACUUCCGAUCUGGCAGAGCUUCCAUAG